GUCCAGGACAGAGCUGGGCGCCAGGUCCGCGCCACCGCUGCCCUUCCACCUCCUGUUCCGGGGGCGUGGCUUGGCGCGAGGGCGGGUUUAAGUCGCCGCGGGUGUCUGCCCGCUCUGACAGGUCUCCAAAUUCCUCCCUGUCGCCAGGUGCCCGCAGCACACUUCAGAGCGCCAGGGUGGCACGCGGCGCUUCCCUGGAUCCGGUGGCGACUCAGCGACUUCCCCGCGGCCUCAGGCCUCCCUUCUUGCCCAAACCUUACAGCCGCCGCACCUAGCCCAGCUUCGGUCCUUAGCCUCAGGGAUCUGCAACGGCGGCUUCGCUUCGUUCCCAGAGCUGUUGGCUUUGGAGCCCUCUACCACUUUUUCCUGCCCUCGCCUCCCGCUGCUCCCAGUUCCGGGCCUAAUGGACUCCAAGGAGCGAGGUGAAGGGGGUGAGAACUGUGCCCCGCGACCCCUCGGAAGCACAGCUGGAAGGGCUGACUUCGUCGUAUAGCCGCGACUGGAACCCCCUUCCCCGAGGGAUGAGUCCGGCCAGAACCAGCGCUGCGCUCUCAGUCUUCGCUCAGGAAGUGGAGGCAGCCAGAAAUAAACCAGGGAGGGAGCUUCAGCACAUCCCCUCUUCCGAAUUAACUGUUCGGUGACUUGUUAGCCCUGAGGCUACCACCUCUCCAAUCCUCCCGCGGGGCACCCGCCACCUUACGGUCUCCCAAUCCUCCCCCAUCAUUGCCCCCGCCCCAAGCUCCGCCCCGGCUCCCCAUCCCGGCGCAAUGGAGUUCUCUGAAGGGCUCAGUUCCAGCCACAGCUGCUAACUUCUUACCCAUCUGCGCCGCCGGUCACCCUCGACCAGCCCCCCUGCAGCCGCCGAGUCGUGGGCGUCCCGAGCCCAGUGCCGCAGCCAGGACCCGCCCGGCGCGCAGCUGAAGCACUGAGCCCAGGCUCCUGGGCGCCUCUUGGAGAGCAAAGGCUGCGCCAAGACGCUGAGUCGAGAACCAGCCAGGAAGCCAGAACCAGAGAAGGGGGCUACGCGGCUCAGAGCGCCGCGUCUUCUGCGGACAAAUAGCCACAGCAGCCACGCACCCAAGCUGCGCGGGCUGGCCGGAGGGCGACGCGCGAGGACGCAGGGGUCUGCGGCGAUCUUCCAGACGCCCUUUGCCCCCGGGCGCACUAUGACCUGACGUGCGGGGGCCUCCUGCCCAGGGCGGCCGGGGAUUGAAGGGCUGGCCGCCCAGCUCCCACCACGCCGCCUUUGGGGCUUUAGGAACCCCCUCCUCUCCCCCCCGCGGCCUCCCCGGGUUCUGCGCCUCCCUCCCGGCGGCCCGGCGCCAUGGAGCUCUCCGAUGUGCGCUGCCUCAGCGGCAGCGAGGAACUCUACACCAUCCACCCGACGCCCCCGGCCGGCGACGGCGGGAGCGGCUCGCGGCCGCAGCGGCUGCUGUGGCAGACGGCGGUGCGGCACAUCACCGAGCAGCGCUUCAUUCACGGGCACCGGAGCGGCGGCGGCGGCGGCGGCGGCGGCGGCGGCGGGAGCGGAGGCUCCUGCAAAGCCUCGGACCCUGUAGGCGGCGGCCCCAACCACCACGCGUCGCAGCUGUCCGGCGACUCAGCGCUGCCCCUCUACUCGCUGGGCCCCGGGGAGAGAGCGCACAGCACCGGCGGCACCAAAGUCUUCCCGGAACGCAGCGGGAGCGGCAGCGCCAGGGGCAGCGGGGGCGGGGGCGACCUGGGCUUCCUGCACCUCGACUGCGCCCCGAGCAACUCGGAUUUCUUCCUCAGUGGGGGCUAUAGCUACCGAGGGGUCAUUUUCCCCACCCUGCGCAACUCCUUCAAGUCCCGGGAUCUGGAGCGCCUCUACCAGCGCUACUUCCUGGGCCAGAGGCGCAAAUCGGAGGUGGUGAUGAACGUGCUGGACGUGCUGACCAAACUCACCCUCUUGGUUCUCCACUUGAGCCUGGCCUCGGCCCCCAUGGACCCGCUCAAGGGCAUCCUGCUGGGCUUCUUCACUGGCAUAGAGGUGGUGAUCUGCGCCCUGGUAGUGGUCAGGAAGGACACCACCUCGCACACGUACUUGCAGUACAGCGGCGUGGUCACCUGGGUGGCCAUGACCACCCAGAUCUUAGCCGCAGGUCUCGGCUACGGGCUGCUGGGGGACGGCAUCGGCUACGUGCUCUUCACGCUCUUCGCCACCUACAGCAUGCUGCCGCUGCCGCUCACCUGGGCCAUCCUGGCCGGCCUGGGCACCUCCUUGCUGCAGGUAGUCCUCCAAGUGGUCAUCCCCAGGCUGGCGGUCAUUUCCAUCAACCAGGUUGUGGCUCAGGCAGUGUUAUUCAUGUGUAUGAACACAGCUGGCAUCUUCAUCAGUUACCUGUCAGACCGGGCCCAGCGCCAAGCCUUCCUGGAGACGCGGAGGUGCGUGGAGGCCAGGCUGCGGCUGGAGACGGAAAACCAAAGACAGGAGCGGCUUGUGCUGUCCGUGCUCCCCCGGUUUGUGGUCCUGGAAAUGAUCAACGACAUGACCAACGUGGAAGACGAGCACCUGCAGCACCAAUUCCAUCGGAUCUACAUCCACCGCUAUGAGAACGUCAGUAUUCUUUUUGCAGAUGUUAAAGGAUUUACCAACCUCUCCACGACCUUGUCUGCUCAGGAGCUGGUCAGGAUGCUUAACGAGCUCUUUGCCAGAUUUGAUCGACUGGCCCAUGAGCAUCACUGCCUUCGCAUUAAAAUCCUGGGAGACUGCUACUACUGCGUUUCAGGACUUCCCGAGCCCCGCCAGGACCAUGCCCACUGCUGCGUAGAAAUGGGCCUCAGCAUGAUCAAAACUAUCAGGUACGUGCGGUCAAGGACGAAGCACGACGUUGACAUGCGCAUCGGAAUCCACUCGGGCUCCGUGCUGUGUGGUGUGCUGGGCCUGCGGAAGUGGCAGUUUGAUGUCUGGUCUUGGGAUGUGGACAUUGCAAACAAACUUGAAUCUGGAGGAAUCCCCGGGAGGAUUCACAUUUCCAAAGCCACCCUGGACUGCCUCAACGGGGACUAUAAUGUGGAAGAGGGCCAUGGAAAAGAGAGGAAUGAAUUCCUGAGGAAGCACAACAUAGAGACCUAUUUAAUUAAGCAGCCUGAGGACAGUCUACUGUCUUUGCCCGAAGACAUUGUCAAGGAGUCUGUGAGCUCCUCAGACAGGAGAAACAGUGGGGCAACGUUCACAGAAGGAUCCUGGAGCCCCGAACUGCCCUUCGAUAACAUAGUGGGGAAACAGAACACUCUGGCUGCCCUAACAAGAAAUUCAAUAAAUCUACUUCCAAACCAUCUUGCACAAGCUUUGCAUGUCCAGUCUGGGCCUGAGGAGAUUAACAAGAGAAUAGAACAUACCAUCGACUUGCGGAGUGGCGAUAAAUUGAGAAGAGAGCAUAUCAAGCCAUUCUCACUGAUGUUUAAAGACUCCAGCCUGGAGCACAAGUAUUCUCAAAUGAGGGAUGAAGUAUUCAAGUCAAACUUGGUCUGUGCAUUUAUCGUCCUUCUGUUUAUCACGGCAAUACAAAGUUUGCUUCCUUCUUCAAGGGUGAUGCCAAUGGCCAUCCAGUUUUCCAUCCUGAUUAUGCUGCACUCGGCUCUGGUCCUCAUCACCACUGCAGAGGAUUAUAAGUGUUUGCCCUUGGUCCUCCGGAAAACUUGCUGUUGGAUUAAUGAGACCUAUUUGGCCAGAAACGUCAUCAUCUUUGCAUCCAUCUUGAUUAACUUCCUGGGCGCCAUCUUAAAUAUCCUGUGGUGUGAUUUUGACAAGUCGAUACCCUUGAAGAACCUGACUUUCAAUUCCUCAGCUGUGUUUACAGAUAUCUGCUCCUACCCAGAGUACUUCGUCUUCACGGGGGUGCUGGCCAUGGUGACCUGUGCGGUUUUUCUCCGACUUAAUUCUGUCCUGAAGCUGGCUGUGCUGCUGAUUAUGAUCGCUAUCUAUGCCCUGCUGACUGAGACCAUCUAUGCAGGGCUGUUUCUGCGCUACGACAGCCUGAACCACAGUGGAGAAGAUUUCCUGGGGACCAAGGAGGCAUCGCUACUGCUGAUGGCCAUGUUCCUCCUCGCUGUGUUUUACCAUGGACAGCAGCUGGAAUACACCGCCCGCCUGGACUUCCUUUGGCGAGUGCAGGCCAAAGAGGAGAUCAACGAGAUGAAGGAGCUGAGGGAGCACAACGAGAACAUGCUGCGGAACAUCCUGCCCAGCCACGUGGCCCGCCACUUCCUGGAGAAGGACCGGGACAACGAGGAGCUGUAUUCCCAGUCCUAUGAUGCCGUUGGGGUGAUGUUUGCCUCCAUCCCAGGGUUUGCAGACUUUUACUCUCAGACUGAAAUGAAUAACCAAGGAGUGGAAUGCCUACGCCUGCUGAAUGAGAUCAUCGCCGACUUCGAUGAGCUGCUCGGUGAAGACCGAUUUCAAGACAUUGAGAAGAUUAAGACCAUUGGCAGCACCUACAUGGCUGUGUCUGGCCUGUCACCUGACAAACAGCAAUGUGAAGACAAGUGGGGGCAUCUGUGCGCCCUGGCCGACUUCUCUCUCGCCCUGACCGAAAGCAUACAGGAGAUCAACAAGCACUCUUUCAACAAUUUCGAGCUCCGGAUUGGCAUCAGCCACGGCUCAGUGGUCGCUGGCGUUAUCGGCGCUAAGAAGCCACAGUACGACAUUUGGGGCAAGACCGUGAACCUGGCAAGUCGGAUGGACAGCACGGGGGUCAGCGGCCGGAUCCAGGUCCCAGAGGAGACCUAUCUCAUCCUGAAGGACCAGGGCUUUGCCUUCGACUACCGCGGGGAGAUCUACGUGAAGGGCAUCAGCGAGCAGGAAGGAAAAAUCAAAACGUACUUUCUCCUGGGAAGAGUCCAACCCAACCCAUUCAUCCUGCCCCCGAGAAGACUGCCCGGGCAGUACUCCUUGGCCGCGGUGGUCCUGGGCCUCGUCCAGUCCCUCAACAGGCAGAGGCAGAAGCAGCUCCUGAACGAGAACAACAACACAGGCAUCAUCAAGGCCCAUUACAACCGGCGGACUUUGCUGACGCCCAGCGGGCCGGAGCCGGGGGCCCAGGCCGAAGGCGCCGACAAGUCCGAGUUGCCAUAAAAGCAUUUUCUUUGUGUUUCUUUUUUUGUAUUUCUUUUAUAUAUGAAAUAAAUAUACUAAUAAAAAGGUUUAAUUUUUUUUAGAACAA
Vicugna pacos (alpaca) is the source of this 5186-nucleotide messenger RNA. It is a transcript of the gene ADCY8, whose product is annotated as adenylate cyclase 8. NCBI's taxonomy places the organism in Eukaryota, Metazoa, Chordata, Mammalia, Artiodactyla, Camelidae. Gene Ontology annotation, molecular function: adenylate cyclase activity. Gene Ontology annotation, biological process: cAMP biosynthetic process; intracellular signal transduction; adenylate cyclase-activating G protein-coupled receptor signaling pathway. The record is from RefSeq and is a predicted model, not a curated record. Gene Ontology annotation, cellular component: plasma membrane.